AUGGCUGGACUCCCAAGUCACCAAACGGUGAUCUGCGAAGGGCACGAUCACCGCCUCCGGGUCGAACACAACGCAAGUCUUCCCGCUCUCGGCGCUGGCGAAGUUCUCGUUCGAAACAAAGCAGUGGCUAUCAACCCCUGUGACUACAAGAUGCACGAGCGCUUCCCAUGCGUGGGAGCAAUUGACGGCUGCGACUUCGCCGGAGUCGUGGUCGCAGUCGGGUCCGAUGUGGCCGCGUCGGGGUCAUUCCGAGCCGGGGACCGGGUCUGCGGAGCGGUGCACGGAUCCAACCCUCUCCGACCCGAGUCCGGGUCCUUUGCCGAGUUUAUGGUCUCCGAGUCCGAGUUCACGCUCAAGAUCCAUCCGGAUAUGUCGUUUGAACAUGCAGCGGCGCUUGGUGGGACAGGACUUGCCACGUUAGGCAUGGCGCUGUUCCAUCCGUCGGCACUGGGGUUGCCCCGGACCCCUGGAGCCGAGGAAACAGCCGCAGCAGCCGCAACGGCACCGGCGAAGAUUAAGCGCCAGACGGUCUUGGUGCACGGGGGCAGCUCGUCGGUGGGCACCAUGGCAAUGCAACUGGUCCGCCUGGCUGGGCAUGCACCGAUCGCGACGUGCUCGUCGAGAAACUUUGCGCUGGCCGCGAAGUAUGGCGCAGAGCGAGUCUUCGACUACAACGAUCCCAACUGCGCCCAGGACAUCAAGGCGUACACGCGGAACUCUCUGUCCUACGUCCUCGACCCCUUUACGGACACCCAGAGUAUUGCCCUUGGCUACAAGGCCAUAGGAAGAGCAGGUGGCCGCUAUGCUUGUCUCGAGAUGUAUCCAGACUAUCUCCUGGAGCGCAAAUCAAUCAGGGUAGGCUUCGUCAUGGGACCCGCACUAUUGGGCCACCGACUGGAGCUGGGUUAUGGCUAUGAACGGGAUGCGAAUGCCGAGAUGCGCGCAUUUGGCAUCAAGUGGUAUAGUUUCCUGCAGAAAUUGCUGGAUGAGGGGCAAUUGAGACCACACCCAACUCGGAUUUUGGAAGGGCUGUGGUACGAGGCGGUGCUCGAGGGGAUUGACAUGUUGAAGAGCAAGGCAGUGUCAGGGCAGAAAUUGAUUGUAAUGAUUGAGAGAUCCUAG
Molecule: messenger RNA, 1122 nt
Organism: Venustampulla echinocandica
Lineage: Eukaryota; Fungi; Ascomycota; Leotiomycetes; Helotiales; Pleuroascaceae
Product: Alcohol dehydrogenase superfamily, zinc-type
Exons: 1
Coding region: 1-1122 (373 amino acids)
Molecular function (GO): oxidoreductase activity, acting on NAD(P)H
Source: RefSeq, a predicted model, not a curated record